Messenger RNA from Archocentrus centrarchus (flier cichlid), 1558 nucleotides. RefSeq names its product mucin-17-like. Bases 2 to 1558 code for a protein of 518 amino acids. The record is from RefSeq and is a predicted model, not a curated record. Lineage: Eukaryota; Metazoa; Chordata; Actinopteri; Cichliformes; Cichlidae. The transcript has 5 exons.
CAUGGGAUCCACACUGAGACUCCUGCUUCAGCUGCUCCUGCUCUCACUGGUGUCUGCUUCUCAUUACUUUGGAGGAACCACGACCUUCACCUACAAAGGAAAAAACCCUGAUGGAUCAUUUAAGGUGGACAUUCGGGACAGAGACACAUAUGACGGAUGUUACGACUCCCUCUACUGGUAUUGUUCCAGCGGCAACUGUGGCUAUUCCUCCAGAGUUCAGAGAAAAACACUGGACAGCAGCACCAGUGCUCCGAUGUACAACAGACAAUGGUGUGAAGCUGAGACCGUUACCACACGGGUUGUCUGGGGCAACAAACCUUUUCAAAUGUGGGCAAGUAGCUGCUGCUGGGUCCCCACAGUUUACUAUGGUUGGGGCCACUCAUGGACAUUGAGCACUCUUGUUGAUCUGGGAGAAAGAUCUGACACUAAACAACCAAACAGAUCACCAGAGAUUGCCAUCCUUCCUUUCCUAAGAGUUCCUCAGAACUGCCCGCGGACAUACAGGCUGAUGUCCUUUGAUCCCGAUGGGGACAAAGUCAGAUGCAGAUAUGGAAAUCCAGGAAAUCAGGAGUGCGCCGGAUGUACCCAACAUCCAGGCUUCCACUUGGACCAGGACUCCUGCACACUACACUACCAAAACACUAAUGCCAACCCCAGCGUUCGUUCAUUUGAGAUAGUGGUGGAGGAUUUCCCACAAGGACACAUCAGUCUGAACUACACAGACGGUUCCCGAUCCUACAGGUCUCCACUGUCUGCAAGGAGGAGGAAACGACAGGUCACAAACCCAUGGUACGCACAAACUACAACUACACCCAGCCCCACUACCGCAGAGGAGAUUACAACUGCAGGGUGGGGGUAUCCAGAGACUACAACCACACCCAGCCCCACCACCACAGAGGAGAUUACAACUGCAGGGUGGAUGUAUCCACAGACUACAACUAUACCCACAACCACUACCACACAAGGGACUACAACUACACCCAGAACCACUACCACACAAGGGACUACAACUACACCCAGAACCACUACCACACAAGGGACUACAACUACACCCAGCCCCACCACCGCAGAGGAGAUUACAACUGCAGGGUGGAUGUAUCCACAGACUACAACUAUACCCAGAACCACUACCACACAAGGGACUACAACUACACCCAGAACCACUACCACACAAGGGACUACAACUACACCCAGAACCACCACCACAGAGGAGAUUACAACUGCAGGGUGGAUGUAUCCACAGACUACAACUACACCCAGAACCACUACCACACAAGGGACUACAACUACACCCAGAACCACUACCAUACAAGGGACUACAACUACACCCAGAACCACUACCACACAAGUGACUACAACUAUCCCAUGGUGGUGGACUACCAGAAUACCUUUGCAGGCCACCACUUCUCCCCUCAGUAAACUACCUUUGCAGUUCUCUUUUGUUGGUAAGGAAGAUUUUUCUCAUGAUGCAAUGAUACUUCAAACUGCAGCCUGCACUGUCCUCAGCAGCAGCGUCUCCAGCAUGUCGCUGCUUUAUUUUAAUGUUCAGUACACAUGA